AUGCCCGUCUCCAACAUCGCUGCGGCCUUCGCUGCCCAGCAAGCCUCCUAUAGCAUCCCCAUCCCGCACGAUGGCGUCCACGCGGCCUCGACAGGCGCCCUCUUGACGCCUCCGUCUUCGAUAUCACCCAUCCUCUCGGCCCACAAGCGCAGGCCGGCCUUGCCGAUAGCUGGGAGGGUAGACACACCGGAAACAAUGGACAUCGACCUGCAAGAUGCGGUCGAGCACGCCGCGGCGCAAGACCAGCCCUCAGCCCUGUCCAAGGAGGCGCUCGCCGGCCUCGACGCCACGCGUCAAAUUACGGCUGCCAUGUUGGCGAAGCACCAUCUGCCUGCGAUCAUAGUCGGCCAUGGUGCGAUGCCCAUCCGCGAGAUGAUGGCACAUCUCACUCAGUCAGUCCCUGGCUUCUCUGGGCUAGCACCCGCGAAAGCAAGGCGGCUCGUUGUCGCAGCGCUGGAACAUCGCGCUGGCGGCGGCAUGCACGGCGAGGUUAAGUUUGAGAAGGUCGGCUGGGGUAGGUGGAGCGUCGCGGGCUCGUCACAGGCUCGCGGCGUGCCCAUUGGUAGCCUGCGCGGUGGCAGUGGAACAACACCACCAGCCAGUGUAGACAGCACCGCCGGCGGACUGCAAAUUCCCAAGCCGCGCCAGGAGCGCGACGCGUACCAGGGCAGCUGGAAUGCUGGCUCAUGGUCGCCGCCUCACAAGAUGGAAGAUGACGAAGAGAUGGCCGACCAGAUGUCCCUGGACGGCUCUGACGACAGCACUGACUCUGACUCGGCGUCCGACAUGGAUCUCGGCGAAGAUCUUGACGAUGACACCGACCAGGAGGACUGGUCCACGAUGGGCCCACAGGUUUCGCGGGAGACCCGCCGCGGCCCGCGACGCGAACACCGUGACUACAACUACCUAAGCCGCACGCAGUCGAGCAACCCGCGCUAUCGCAGCAUCUCGGCUCAAGGCCACUCGCUGCCACAAGGCGGUUUCCAGGGUUCCAUUUCUUCUCGUACCCCGGCUAUGGGUAGCACCCCCCUUCCUCUCAAGUUCACUGCAUCUCCUGGAGUUACUGGGUCUGGUGCUGAGCGCGAUGCAAUCGAGGCUCUCCUCUCUAUGGGCUCCAUGCCUCGCAGCUAG
Molecule: messenger RNA, 1131 nt
Organism: Macroventuria anomochaeta
Lineage: Eukaryota; Fungi; Ascomycota; Dothideomycetes; Pleosporales; Didymellaceae
Exons: 1
Coding region: 1-1131 (376 amino acids)
Biological process (GO): positive regulation of transcription from RNA polymerase II promoter by glucose
Cellular component (GO): nucleus
Molecular function (GO): sequence-specific DNA binding
Source: RefSeq, a predicted model, not a curated record